This is a messenger RNA of Gallus gallus (chicken), 1297 nucleotides long. RefSeq lists its product as uncharacterized. NCBI's taxonomy places the organism in Eukaryota, Metazoa, Chordata, Aves, Galliformes, Phasianidae. The transcript has 2 exons. The coding region runs from base 369 to 1079 and encodes 236 amino acids. The record is from RefSeq and is a predicted model, not a curated record.
UUGGGGGCUGCGGGGCGUGCGGCAGGCUGUCCGCACCGGGUGGCUGUGGGAAAGCUGGCAUUGCCCCACUGGGGAUGUCCUUGCUUUUCCAGCAGCCACAGCGAGCGCAGGCAUCCCAGAGGAUGCGGUCGACAGCGACAUGGACGAUCUGCUCACGUGGAUCAGUGGUGAGUUUUUGGUCUGCAGGGGUGGUGGGUUGGGUGUCCGGAGUAGUAGGUGUGGGAAAGCUGGCAUUGCCCCCGUGGGGAUUUUCUUGCCUUCUCCAGACAUGACCUCCAGCGCAGACAUCCCGGUUGACAGCGCGGAGAUCGAUGAUAUCCUGACGUGGAUCAGCAACGGUGAGUUGAGGGGCUGCAGAGCAGGCGGGGAUGUCUGCUCUGAGUGGCUGUGGGAAAGCUGGCAUUGCCCCCUUGGGGAUUUCCUUCCUCUUCCCAGAUGGGACACCCAGCUCAGGCAAUCCUGAUGACAGCAUGGAACUCGACGGUUUGCUCAGCUGGAUCGUUGAAGCGUCAAGUCCUCGGGAGGUCCCCCAGCAGGCGUUCCCAGCCGUCCCCAGCAGGCUCAGCACCUCUCCUUUCAUCAGAGCCCUCCGUGACCGUCCCAGCGGCAGCAGGGAGCUCAGCAGAGAGGCGCAGGCUGACGCCGGGCCCCUCAGCGAGCCGUUCUCGGGGCAGCCAGCAUCCUCUGGGCAGCUCUCUGAGCCGCUGCCCUGCGGGCAUCUGAUGGAAGAGGCGCGGCAGAGGCAGCCCCGGGUGGUUCUCACCCGCCUGGCACUGCCGACCCCCCUGGCUGCCCCCGCACCUCUGUUGCCCCGCACUGCACAUCUGAUCCAAGAUGUGCAGCGGAGGCAGCCCCGGGUGCUUCUCACUCGCCUGGCACUGCCACCCGGCUGCAUCUCCUGCCACAUGCCUGAGAACCACCACGGGGACGGCAGCGAGCCAGCCGAGUGCCCAACGCCCGCCUGCACCACCAGGAAAGGCAAGAGCAGAGGGCACGAGCAGCACACUGGCCGCAUCCCAGGCAGAAAGAGGAAGGUGCCGCUGGGCCAGGACGCUCCAGGACAGAAACGCCGGCGCUAGGCGAAGCUGGGUGGGCUCAGCCCGAGCAGGAGCGUCCGCAGAAACCGGCCCACGUGGUGCAGCAGGAGACACGGCCAUAGCCAACAAAGACGGCUCCCUGCAGCCCUGGGCUCCUCGCCGGCCCCCGCGGUGCACAGAGAGCAGCGGCAGUGCUCCAGGGGCACCAGCACCGGCCCCAGCCCUACCCCUCCAAACCUGGGCUGUUCACCAACACCACC